Molecule: messenger RNA, 2112 nt
Organism: Colletotrichum aenigma
Lineage: Eukaryota; Fungi; Ascomycota; Sordariomycetes; Glomerellales; Glomerellaceae
Gene: ptaR3-2
Product: Pestheic acid cluster transcriptional regulator 3
Exons: 1
Coding region: 1-2112 (703 amino acids)
Biological process (GO): positive regulation of transcription by RNA polymerase II
Cellular component (GO): nucleus
Molecular function (GO): zinc ion binding; DNA-binding transcription factor activity, RNA polymerase II-specific; transcription cis-regulatory region binding
Source: RefSeq, a predicted model, not a curated record
AUGUUCUCCCGUAACAAGGACCCCUCCCACAUGUCGUCGCUCACCGGCCUCCGGUCGCGCUUCAAGAACAGCAUGUCCUCCUCCGCCAAGAUCCGCUCCUCCGAGGGCUGCUGGACAUGCCGCCUGCGCCGCAAGAAGUGCGACGAGGCCCGCCCCGUCUGCGAGGGCUGCGCGCAGCUCGAAAUCACCUGCCACUACUCGGAGACGAAGCCCGACUGGAUGGACGGCGGCGAGCGUCAGAAGGAGAUGGCCGACCACCUCAAGAAGCAGGUCAAGGUCCAGGCCAACAACCGCCGCGAGCGCAAGUAUCUCCAGUCCCUCGACGUCGACGCGGGGGCUGGUCACCAGCACCGUCAUGACGACUCGGACCCCGACCUCAUCCCCCCUGUCCCGGCCCUCAGCGCCGACGGGGGCUCAUCAAAAGAGACAAACUCAACCUCGCCGUCGACCGUCCACGACACCCCCGGCGACGCCUCCAGCCCGUAUCACAUGGAAACCGUAAAAUCCUCAAUCUCCGAGAUCGCUCCCGGCGCAUCUCCGAACCACGCCCGGCAACACACCCCGGACUGGAACGCAUCCACCCACUCCAGCCCGCCCGCCGCCGCACCACACUCACAACAACCGGCACACUCACCGGCACCGGUCCUCGCCCCGGACCUCAACCCCACAACCCCCUUCCCCGACGACGCCAACCUCGGCUUCAUCAUGAUCUACCUCGACUACGUCUUCCCCUUCCUCUUCCCCUUCUACAAGCCCGCCCUCCUCGAGGGCGGCCGUGGCUGGCUCCUCAACGUCCUCAACCACAACAAGGCCCUCUACCACACCGCCCUCUCCCUCUCCUCCCACUUCUUCGGCGUCGUCCUCAACGGCGCCCAGGUCGAGCACACCCCCUGCCGCAUCCGCUCCGUCGCCUCCCUCCAGCACCAGCUCGACCUCGCCCUCAAGGAGCUCCGCGCCGACAUGGCCCUCAUCAACGAGGCCGGCGACCCCUCCACCCAGCUCCAGCAGUCCUGCCGCGUCCUCGAGUCCAUCGUCCAGCUCCUCGUCUUCGACGUCACCCUCGCAUCCAACGACCACUGGCAGAUGCACCUCGACGCCGCCACCAUCGUCUUCACCCAGAUCCUCCCCACCACCGACGCCUGGGACGCCACCAUGCAGCAGAUGGCCAUCCCCCUCCUCCAGGGCGUCAACUUCCCCCCCGGAUCCCACAAGCCCUGGUCCUCCGACCAGGCCGCCCUCCGCUUCUUCACGGCUUCCCUCCUCUACUUCGACAUCAUCUCCGCCACCGCCCUCGAGCGCCCCCCGCGCCUCCAGAGCUACCACGCCUACCUACUCUCCCCGCGCAAGGAGUCCGCCACCUGCCUCGAGCAGGAGCCCCGCCUGCGCCUCGAGGAGUACUUCGGCUGCCAGUCCUGGGUCCUCCAGCUCAUCGGCGAGAUCGCCGCCCUCGACGCCUGGAAGAAGGAAACCCGCCGCGCCGGCUCCCUCUCCAUGACCCACCUCGUCUCCCGCGCCGGCUGCCUCGAGCUCGCCCUGCGCGAGGGGAUAGCCUGCAUGGACAACGCCUGCCCGCAGCUCCUCGGCUCCUCCGAGCUCGCCUGCGCCGCCGGCUCCUGCGCCCUCACCGACGCCAACCGCCCGCCGCCGCACCCCACGCACGCCGACACCACCCGCCUCCCGCCCGACCCGCUCACCCUCUACCAGAGCGAGCAGGUCCGCGACACCCGCUCCGCCGCGCUGAUCCACACCAAGAUCUGGGCCUAUGCCGCGCUCACGUACCUUUCCACCGUCGUCUCCGGCUGGCAGCCCUCCUGCCCCGAGACCGCCACCAGCGUCACCGCCACCAUCGAGCUGCUCGACUCGCUGCACUCACCCGUGUGUCUGCGCACCGUCGUCUGGCCCUUUUGCGUGAUCGGCUGCCUCGCGACGCCGGCGCAGGAGCACAUGUUCCGCGAGAUGGUCGGCAAGAUGGGCGCCCUGGAGGUAUUUGGGAGCAUCCGCGCCGCGCUGGGGGUGAUGGAGAACGUGUGGGCGGGGCGGGAUAACAUCGACGAGACGUGGGAUCUGGCGGCGUGUUUCAAGGUCCUCGGACACCCUGUGCUGCUGACGUGA